Molecule: messenger RNA, 2406 nt
Organism: Xiphias gladius (swordfish)
Lineage: Eukaryota; Metazoa; Chordata; Actinopteri; Istiophoriformes; Xiphiidae
Product: transcription termination factor 1-like
Exons: 11
Coding region: 360-2090 (576 amino acids)
Source: RefSeq, a predicted model, not a curated record
GGUAAGACUUUUGGAACUGUUCGGGUUUACAGGUUAAAACCGAAGCCCAGACCGGCUCUGUUAGACCUCGUUGCAGCAGAUCCAUCAAGAUAUUCACCAGAAGAACUUGGAUAAACUAGUGCCUGGUACAGCUGCUGCUGCUGGAGGGUUUCAGAGAACCGGAUGCGGAACUCUGAGACUCGAGAACAAUAAUACAUGAGAGGAACGUGACUGCAUGAAGCUGUUGUGGAUCUGAAUGCUGAUAUCCGCUCCUGAUCUGUGUUAACUUCAACAACAGCUGAUCAACUCUGCACCUCCACCUUCAUCUCCUCCUUUUCCUUCUCCUACUCUUCCCGUCAUCUCCUCCUCCUCCUCCUGUCAUGAAUCCUCCUGCAGACUCCAUCUCUCCCUCCCUCCAGAAGAAGAGGAGGAGGGGGUCAGAGAGUUUGGAGGAAUCUCCCGUUCCUGUCGACAUCAACACACCUGAGAGAGUAGAGGAGAAGAAGAAGAAGAAGAAGAAGACGAAGAUACAUGAUGAAGAGGAGGAGGUCAGUCUUCCUCUUCCUCCUUCUCCUGUUGAUGGAGAGACUAACAGCCAGAACAAGAAAGAGAAAAAGAAGAAGAGGAUAAAGGAGAGGCAGAGGGAGGGAGGAGCAGAAGAGGAUGUGGAGGAGGUGCGGGCCGGUGCAGAAACCAGCGAGACAGAAAAGAAGAAGAAGAAGAAGAAAUACAAGAAAGGGAAUAGUGAGGCCAGCGCCCUCACGGUAACUUACAACAACAACAGAGAAACGGACUGCUUGGUUUCCAUGGAAACAAACAACACCGGGAUGGAAGAGGUGAAGAAGGAAGACGAGAGUGUGGAGGAGAUGAUGUCACAGGAAAGUGAGACUGUGGAAGAGAAGAGGAAGAGGAGGAUGAAAGGAGGGAGAGAGAAGAAGAAGAAGGAGAUGGUGACAGGAAGAGCAGGUGUAGAAGAUGAGUUGGACUGGGCGUUGGUGGAGGAGCUACAGGAGUUUGUUCCAGACGUCAAGCAAAAAUCAGUUGAUCAGAUCAGUAAACUGCUGAGAUAUGACCUGCAACGAUUCAAGAACUUCAAAAAGCAAGGUGUGUCUCUGCGUCAGGGACGAUGCUCUCAGCAGGAGAAUCGGGGAAUCAUAGAGAAUGUUUCAGACUUCCUGGCUCUGACAGGCAUCAGCUCGGCCAGUCAGCUUCUGUUUCCUCAUCGGUACAAAGAGCAGGAGGGUGAGAUCAGGAGGCUGAGAGUACGACAUCAUUUCCUGGAGAGCAUCGCGGAAGGGAUCCCUCGGACAUGUCAUCAGGUUUACACCAGAGCCAAGAAGAUUUUUGAUGACAGGAACCACAUGGGAAGGUUCUCAGAGGAGGAGUUGCGUUCUUUGAUCAAACUGCAGAACCUUCAUGGUAACGACUGGAAGACGAUCGCUCAGAAGAUGGACCGCAGCGUCUACGCCUUACAGAAACGCUUCGCCACCAUCGCUACAGGUCGUGGGUCGUGGAGUCCAGAUGAAGCGUCCAGAUUAAAGUGGGCUGUGAGGGCUCACCUGGAGGUCGUGGUCCAGCAGAGUUCUAAUGGUCCGUUUCUGAGCAGAGACCAGCUGUGUAACAACCUGCCCUGGAAGGAGAUCAGUCAGCAGGUCGGAACCAGGUCCUGGAACCAGUGCCGACUCAAGUGGUUCACUCUCCUGAAGUUGAAACUGUCUUCAGGUUGCAGCACCUUCAACAGAGGAGCUGAAGGACUUCAGGCUAAAAUUCACCUCAUCAACACGUUGUACAACAUGCGUGUGGAUGACGCAGCAGACAUCGACUGGGACGAGGUCGCUCAGAGUGUCGGUAAAGUGACUCCUGUGUGUGUACAGAAGAGUUUCCACAGACUGAAAGUUUCCAGAGUUCCCAACUGGACCAGUUUAUCAUACGGAGAGAUCAUUGACUUCCUGCAGCAGAGCGAGGUUCCUCUCCUGAAGGAGAAACUGAGGAGGUUCCGUAGACAGGAUGUGCAGCAAGAGGAGCAGGAGAAGAACAAGUACCUGGUGUCUGACAUCUUCACCUCUCAGGAUGAGGAGGACCAGGACUACGAGGAAGUGGACAACAGUUAGCUGACCUUCAGCCAAUCAGGACACAGAAAGAUGUAAAGACAGACGUUCCUUAAAAAGACUGUUUUAAAAAAGAAUGGGCCCCACCCACCUUAACUGUGAUUGGCUGUCCCCUGGCACCUGUCAUCUGUCAGCGGAAGGACUUCCUGUUACUAACUUAAACAUGCUGAACCAAAUUUAUUUUGACAGCUGUUAACCACAGGAAGUGGAUAAAAUGCAAGCUUUUAUUUUGAUGGCCCUAAUGUAUUGAUUAUUAUGUUUGUACAACUAGAUGUAUGAUGUUUUAACUUUCUAAUGAAAUUAGUUUUGUUUCAUUUCA